Carassius carassius (crucian carp) is the source of this 1443-nucleotide messenger RNA. Its product is annotated as interferon regulatory factor 3-like. Gene Ontology annotation, biological process: regulation of transcription by RNA polymerase II; immune system process. The coding region runs from base 113 to 1378 and encodes 421 amino acids. Gene Ontology annotation, molecular function: DNA-binding transcription factor activity, RNA polymerase II-specific; RNA polymerase II cis-regulatory region sequence-specific DNA binding; protein binding. The record is from RefSeq and is a predicted model, not a curated record. NCBI's taxonomy places the organism in Eukaryota, Metazoa, Chordata, Actinopteri, Cypriniformes, Cyprinidae. The transcript has 9 exons. Gene Ontology annotation, cellular component: nucleus.
ACGCCUCCUACUGUGUGACGCAUCUGUGACGCCUCAGUGUGUAUAAAACACAAGAGAAACACCAAACCGCUGGAAACUACCAAGCAGUGGAACAGCUUCAGGACCUGAAAUCAUGGCAGCGAUGCAGGGAAGUGCAAUUGUCAAACCUCAGUUUGGCCCAUGGCUCAUAGCGCAGGUGGAAAGUGGGAAAUAUGAGGGAUUGUGCAUGAUAGGCAAUGACAUAUUUCGGAUCCCCUGGAAACACAACUCACGAAGAGACCUUGGGGACGACGAUGUUAAAAUAUUUAAGGCAUGGGCUGUGGUCAGUGGGAAGAUCAAAGAGCACCCUAACGACAAAGCGAAAUGGAAGACAAAUUUCCGCUGUGCGCUUUCUAGUCUAAAAAAAUUUGAGAUCUUAGAGGAUCACUCCAAAGAUCCGGUCGACCAACACAAGGUCUAUCGCAUCAUCCGUCCUCAAAAUCACCAAGAGAUUCAGAGUGUAGAGCCAGAUCAACUUCCAUUCAUUCAUCAUCUCUACAGUGUGUCUGAUGAAAUUGAGCAAGAAUUGCUCAGCCAGGUGGAGACAAUGGAUCUAAAUCAUCAACACGCAGAAACCCAACCAUGGGAAACCACUUCCCAACAAAUCAUUCCGACCACCUCAAGCAACUACUUUGAGACUCCCUACUCAGAUGUUCAGCCCUUUCAGAAUAACACCCCUCUCCCAGACCCACAACUCUACACUACAGUGCAGCAAAGUAACCUUACAGCUCUCUGGGACCUGGAGAUCUCGAUCAACUACAGAAGAACAGAAGUUUUUAAAACUCGCCUGUCUUCGCCACUCAUUAAUUUUCACUACCAGUGCAACCCAUCUGAGCUGAGAGGAGAGCCAAUCUGCUUCCCAUCCACUGAGGGUCUGAUCGAUCAAAGACAGAUCCAGUUAACUAACCGCAUCCUGGACAGCAUUCAGAGAGGCCUGCAGCUGGAGGUAAACCAAUGUGGCAUCUUCGGCUUCCGUCAGGACCAGUGUAAUGUCUUUGUCAGCACAAGUGACCCGUCUGAGAUCCAGAACCCAGAGCCCAGAAAACUGCAUCAGAACACCAGAGAGCUUCUACUCAGCUUUGAUCAGUACUUAAGAGAUCUGAUAGAUUUUAGAGAGAACAGACGGGGAUCUCCGGAUUACACCAUCUACCUGUGCUUCGGAGAGAAGCUUCCAGAUGGAAGACCCCUGGAGAAGAAACUUAUUACUGUCAAAGUUGUACCUCUGAUCUGCCGUGUAUUUCAUGAGAAAGCUCAAAUGGAUGGAGCAUCCUCACUUCACAGUGAAAACAUUAGCUUGCAGAUCUCCCACAACAGCCUUUAUGACCUUAUAAAUUCUUUGGGUUUUCCUUCAGUAGCCUAAUGCAGCUUUUUUCAACAUGAAAUCAGCCAGCUUACAUUCCUUAUCACACACACACACACACACAC